This is a messenger RNA of Acomys russatus (golden spiny mouse), 4466 nucleotides long. RefSeq names its product transportin 1 (gene Tnpo1). Gene Ontology annotation, molecular function: small GTPase binding; nuclear import signal receptor activity. Gene Ontology annotation, cellular component: cytoplasm; nucleus. Lineage: Eukaryota; Metazoa; Chordata; Mammalia; Rodentia; Muridae. The transcript is spliced from 25 exons. The record is from RefSeq and is a predicted model, not a curated record. Gene Ontology annotation, biological process: protein import into nucleus. The coding region runs from base 151 to 2847 and encodes 898 amino acids.
CGAAGAUUUCCCGCGCGGGGCUCCGCCCCCCGGCCAAUCGGACCGGCGCUCGCCCGAGCCUAGAUUCUCUUUGUUCCGCAGCCAUUUCAGGCCCCGGACGGGAGGCAGCGCCGCUUCGGCAGAAGGGCCCAAGCGCCGGAGGCCUCUGGGAUGGUGUGGGACCGGCAAACCAAGAUGGAGUAUGAGUGGAAACCUGACGAGCAAGGGCUUCAGCAGAUCCUGCAGCUGCUCAAGGAGUCCCAGUCCCCAGACACCACCAUCCAGAGGACCGUGCAACAAAAACUGGAACAGCUUAAUCAAUAUCCAGACUUCAACAACUACUUGAUUUUUGUUCUUACAAAACUAAAAUCUGAAGAUGAGCCCACAAGAUCAUUGAGUGGUCUGAUCUUGAAGAAUAAUGUGAAAGCUCAUUUUCAGAACUUCCCAAACGGUGUGACAGACUUUAUCAAAAGUGAAUGUCUAAAUAACAUUGGUGACUCCUCGCCUCUGAUCAGAGCCACUGUUGGUAUUUUAAUUACAACCAUAGCUUCCAAGGGAGAACUGCAGAAUUGGCCUGAUCUCUUACCAAAACUCUGUAGUCUGCUGGAUUCUGAGGACUACAACACCUGUGAGGGAGCAUUCGGUGCCCUGCAGAAGAUCUGUGAAGAUUCCGCCGAGAUUCUAGAUAGUGAUGUUCUAGAUCGCCCCCUCAACAUCAUGAUUCCCAAGUUUUUACAGUUCUUCAAGCACAGUAGCCCCAAAAUAAGGUCUCAUGCUGUUGCAUGUGUCAAUCAGUUCAUCAUCAGUCGGACUCAAGCACUGAUGCUGCACAUUGAUUCUUUCAUUGAGAAUCUCUUUGCACUGGCUGGGGAUGAGGAAGCAGAGGUGCGGAAAAACGUGUGCCGGGCACUUGUGAUGCUGCUCGAAGUCCGGAUGGAUCGCCUGCUUCCUCAUAUGCAUAACAUAGUUGAGUACAUGCUGCAGAGGACCCAAGACCAAGAUGAGAACGUGGCUUUGGAGGCCUGUGAAUUCUGGCUGACUUUGGCUGAACAGCCAAUAUGCAAAGAUGUUCUUGUAAGGCAUCUGCCUAAGUUGAUUCCUGUGUUAGUGAAUGGCAUGAAGUACUCAGAUAUCGACAUUAUCCUGCUUAAGGGUGAUGUGGAAGAAGAUGAGACAAUUCCUGACAGUGAGCAGGACAUCAGGCCACGGUUUCAUCGCUCAAGGACGGUGGCUCAGCAGCACGAAGAGGAUGGGAUUGAAGAAGAAGAAGAUGACGACGAUGAGAUUGAUGAUGAUGACACAAUUUCUGACUGGAAUCUGAGAAAGUGUUCUGCCGCUGCUCUUGAUGUCCUUGCGAACGUGUACCGCGAUGAACUCUUGCCGCACAUUUUGCCCCUUUUGAAAGAAUUGCUUUUCCAUCAUGAGUGGGUUGUUAAGGAAUCAGGCAUCUUGGUUUUAGGAGCAGUUGCUGAAGGUUGCAUGCAGGGCAUGAUUCCAUACCUGCCCGAGCUCAUUCCUCACCUUAUUCAGUGCCUCUCUGAUAAAAAGGCUCUUGUGCGUUCCAUCACUUGCUGGACUCUUAGCCGCUAUGCACACUGGGUAGUCAGCCAGCCGCCAGAUACAUACCUGAAGCCAUUAAUGACAGAACUGCUGAAGCGUAUCCUGGAUAGCAACAAGCGCGUACAAGAAGCCGCUUGCAGUGCCUUCGCUACGUUAGAAGAGGAGGCCUGCACAGAGCUUGUCCCGUACCUGGCUUAUAUACUCGAUACCCUCGUCUUCGCAUUCAGUAAAUACCAGCACAAGAACCUGCUCAUUCUGUACGAUGCCAUAGGGACGCUAGCAGAUUCAGUGGGACAUCAUUUAAACAAGCCAGAGUACAUCCAGAUGCUCAUGCCUCCUCUCAUCCAGAAGUGGAACAUGUUGAAGGAUGAAGACAAGGACCUCUUCCCUUUACUUGAGUGCCUCUCAUCCGUCGCCACAGCCUUGCAGUCUGGCUUCCUUCCAUAUUGCGAACCUGUGUAUCAGCGUUGUGUAAACCUAGUGCAGAAGACGCUAGCACAAGCCAUGCUAAACAAUGCUCAACCAGAACAAUAUGAAGCUCCAGAUAAGGACUUUAUGAUUGUGGCUCUUGACUUACUCAGUGGCCUGGCUGAAGGACUGGGAGGCAGCAUCGAGCAGCUAGUAGCCCGAAGUAACAUCCUAACACUAAUGUAUCAGUGCAUGCAGGAUAAAAUGCCUGAAGUUCGGCAGAGUUCUUUUGCAUUACUGGGUGAUCUGACUAAAGCUUGCUUUCAGCAUGUCAAGCCUUGUAUAGCUGAAUUCAUGCCAAUAUUGGGAACCAAUCUAAAUCCAGAGUUUAUUUCAGUCUGCAACAAUGCUACCUGGGCGAUUGGAGAGAUAUCAAUUCAAAUGGGUGUAGAGAUGCAGCCUUAUGUUCCUAUGGUGUUGCACCAGCUUGUAGAGAUCAUUAACAGACCCAACACCCCGAAGACGCUGUUGGAGAACACAGCAAUAACAAUUGGUCGUCUUGGUUACGUUUGUCCUCAAGAGGUGGCCCCCAUGCUACAGCAGUUUAUAAGACCCUGGUGUACCUCUCUGAGAAACAUAAGAGACAAUGAAGAGAAAGAUUCAGCAUUCCGUGGGAUUUGUACCAUGAUCAGUGUGAAUCCCAGUGGCGUAAUCCAAGAUUUUAUAUUUUUUUGUGAUGCUGUUGCAUCGUGGAUUAACCCAAAAGAUGACCUCAGAGACAUGUUCUGUAAGAUCCUUCAUGGAUUUAAAAACCAAGUUGGGGAUGAAAAUUGGAGGCGAUUCUCUGACCAGUUUCCUCUUCCCUUAAAAGAGCGUCUUGCAGCUUUUUAUGGUGUUUAAUCUAAUACACUUAAGCUGCAAUCCCAAAUUAGGGGUCCGUCAGUCUUGGAGACUAUAUGGGAGCCUCUGCACCCAGGGAAAAUGUUACCCUUUACAGGGGGGAAGGGUAAACCAGUAGGGAAUACAGUACAAUCCCAACCCUACUGGGAGGGGCGGGAGGGAGGUGUUGCCGUCACUGUAUUAAGUCGAUGUUGGGAAAUGUUUUAACAUCUGGAGCCUUGUGGGUGGAUGUCUGUCUCCAAUUACAACUCUGCACUGGAUGUGAAGAAGCAAAGACUAUCCGUCUACUCACACAACAGUACUUUCUGAAAUAUUAUGGGGCAUUGUACCAAACAAGAACCGCCUAAGCAAUGUGCAGGGAUAAGGAGGAGGAAAACCCCAUGGUCCUCAGAGGGAAGGAAGCUACAACAGUGAGGAAGCUUUUUCAUUAAAGGUUUUCUAUAAUUUUCCCACGUUACGGGGGCCUUGUUUUGCACGCUGAUGAAGAACUACACAAAACUAACAGUUAAAAUCAGCUUGCCUCCCCCUAGUAGAAGCAGGUUCUUGGAAGUUACAAUUUAAGGUACCCCCAAAAAGUUGGAAAUAAAACAAAACAAAUUUGAACAAUGAAGCACCCUGUGAGAUGCCAACGAGUCACUCCUUUUACCUUUGCGGGCUGGGCAGGGAGGGAGGAAUAAGUGGGGUCGGGGUAUCAAAGUAAAGGUGACAUCUAAUUUUACAUUAAAACGUUAGUGGGUAUUAUUUCAUGGUUGUACUUCUUAGAUUUAAUUUCUAGGCCAACACGUUAUCUUAAGGUGCAGUUUAAGGUUCAGGCAUGCGCUCUGGCUCAUAGUGAUUGAAAGUGAUGUAAUUAGUGGGACCGAAGCAUGCUUGCAUCACAUAGAGUGCGGUUGGUGUUCAUUUACCUAUGUUGCGCCAGUUUGGGUUGCAGUUUACCAAUUCAAUAUAGCCCUGCAUUUAAAAUUCCUUUAAGAUUUUGUGGGUUUUAUUUUUAUUAAGGAUAUAGAUAUAUAAAGUACUGUAGUUUACAGCUAGGCCUUGAAAUACCCUUUUAGGAUCUGUUAGGAAUAAGAUUGAUAUUGUAUUGUGUGUAACCUGCACAAUGUGGAAAGCUGAUAAACCUGUGCAAAGCCUUUGCCUCUGUGCUGUCAGUGUGGUGUGCUUUCUGCAUGGUUAUAUACUAUUAGUGAUUUUAUCAAAUUUCAAAUUUCAUGGUAAAAGAUCUGUAAAAGGCUACAUAAAUGUUAGUUGGCACAUAAAGACAAUUGUAGAAGUUGAAACAUGAUCGCUAUAGUUCAGUGUUUAUUCCCACUCAACAUGUUGCCUUCUAAGCUUUCCUGUUUUUUGUUUUUGUUUUGUUUUUGUUUUCCUUUUUUGUUUUCGAAGCAUGAUCUUAAAGAUAUGUUUAAGUUAAUGGAUGUAAUGCAGGGUUCCUACACUGUAUUGGCGCAUGUUGGUGGCCCUUUGUGCCCUAAGUGUAUGCACAUAAGGCACGUUCAAAGCUACAGAGUGAGAGUUGGUUUGGAUCCUCUUCAUUUCAUUUGUUUGGCUUUUCUGUUAUUUUUUUCCUCUACUUACAUGUAUUUCUGUGAAUAAAUCCGUGUUCAGUUAACCCUUUA